AUGAUGGUCGCUGCGCUCGCGGUUGACGCACAGCACAAGAGCUUUGUUUGUCUAUAUCGAGACAGUGAGAAGUUCGUCACAACGGUUAAUCUCGGCGCUACCGUAUAUUUCCGGGUUCUGCUCAAAGAAUGCCAGCAAUCUGAGAACUUCACUGAGAAGAGUUUCCAGUUCAUAGCGUCACUCUUGAAAGAAUCGUCGUCGCACUAA
This is a messenger RNA of Necator americanus (New World hookworm), 207 nucleotides long. RefSeq lists its product as uncharacterized. The transcript has 3 exons. NCBI's taxonomy places the organism in Eukaryota, Metazoa, Nematoda, Chromadorea, Rhabditida, Ancylostomatidae. The coding region runs from base 1 to 207 and encodes 68 amino acids. The record is from RefSeq and is a predicted model, not a curated record.